AUGAAGCUCCUCACAUCAACUCUCCUCUUGGGAGCGGUUACUGCUCAACAGAAGGUGUUACAGAACCCAAGCGCUCAAAGCCCUCUCCAGCAAGCUGCGAAGCCCGUCAGCGAAGCAUGGUCGAAGACACUCGGCUCUCUAGCAGAGUCGAUGCACGAGAUGACCGGCGAGGUCAAGGCUAUCUGGGACGAAGUCACCAUGCACUUCCCAGAAGCCAUGGAGAAGGCGAACUUCUUCUCUGCUCCAAAGCCACAUACCAGAAAGCCAGACAGCACAUGGGAUUACGUUGUAAAGGGCGCCGAUGUGCAAAGUGUCUGGGUUGAGAACUCAAAGGGAGAGAAGGAGCGAGAGAUUGAUGGAAAGCUUGAUACCUACAAUCUCAGAGCCAAGAAGGUUGAUCCUUCAAAGCUCGGUGUUGAUAAAGUCAAGCAAUACAGUGGUUACCUUGAUGACGAGGCAAAUGAUAAGCAUUUGUUUUACUGGUUCUUUGAGUCACGCAACGAUCCUAAGACUGACCCCGUCGUCCUCUGGCUCAACGGAGGACCCGGGUGCUCAUCUCUGACUGGUCUUUUCCUUGAACUUGGUCCAGCAUCAAUCGACAAGAACUUGAAGCUCUCCAACAACCCUUACUCGUGGAACGCGAAUGCAUCCGUUAUCUUCCUCGACCAACCAGUCAACGUCGGUUACUCAUACAGUGGCGGAUCUGUUAGCAACACAAUUGCCGCUGGAAAGGAUGUCUACGCACUCCUCACACUCUUCUUCAAACAGUUCCCAGAAUAUGCCACUCAGGAUUUCCACAUUGCUGGCGAAUCUUACGCCGGUCAUUAUAUCCCCGUCUUUACCUCUGAGAUCUUGGCACACAAGAACCGCAACAUCAACUUGAAGUCGGUCUUGAUCGGCAACGGUCUUACUGAUGGUCUCACCCAAUACGAGUACUACAAGCCAAUGGCAUGUGGAAAGGGUGGCUAUCCAGCUGUCCUUGAUGAGAGCGAAUGCCAGGCCAUGGAAAACGCACUUCCUCGUUGCCAGAGCUUGAUCCAAAACUGCUACGAUAGCGAGAGCGUCUGGUCAUGUGUUCCAGCAAGCAUCUACUGCAACAACGCUAUGAUCGGUCCUUACCAAAGAACUGGCCAGAACGUUUACGAUAUCCGUGGAAAGUGUGAGGAUUCCAGCAACCUUUGCUACUCAGCUCUUGGGUGGAUCAGCGAAUUCCUCAACAAGAAGGAAGUCCAGGCUGAGCUUGGUGUUGAAGUUAGCACAUAUGACAGUUGCAACUUUGACAUCAACCGAAACUUCCUGUUCCAAGGUGACUGGAUGCAACCGUUCCACCGUCUUGUGCCAGGUAUUCUCGAGCAGAUCCCUGUCCUUAUCUACGCUGGUGACGCUGAUUUCAUUUGCAACUGGCUCGGUAACCAAGCCUGGACUGAGGCUCUCGAGUGGCCUGGACAGAAGAAGUUCAACGCUGCCAACAUCAGUGACUUGGCCCUGGAUACUGGAGAUAAGUAUGGAAAGUUCAAGACCAGCGGAAACUUCACCUUUAUGCAAAUCUUUGGCGCCGGCCACAUGGUUCCUAUGGACCAGCCUGUCGCAUCAUUGGAUUUCCUCAACAGAUGGCUUGGUGGUGAGUGGUUUUAA
Messenger RNA from Glarea lozoyensis ATCC 20868, 1635 nucleotides. Its product is annotated as alpha/beta-Hydrolase. Gene Ontology annotation, molecular function: serine-type carboxypeptidase activity. Gene Ontology annotation, cellular component: fungal-type vacuole. Bases 1 to 1635 code for a protein of 544 amino acids. The record is from RefSeq and is a predicted model, not a curated record. Gene Ontology annotation, biological process: proteolysis. The transcript has 5 exons. NCBI's taxonomy places the organism in Eukaryota, Fungi, Ascomycota, Leotiomycetes, Helotiales, Helotiaceae.